This is a messenger RNA of Aphanomyces invadans, 2517 nucleotides long. RefSeq lists its product as hypothetical. The transcript has 9 exons. The record is from RefSeq and is a predicted model, not a curated record. Lineage: Eukaryota; Oomycota; Saprolegniomycetes; Saprolegniales; Verrucalvaceae. Bases 13 to 2325 code for a protein of 770 amino acids.
AAAAGUUGGACGAUGGAGGAGCCGCCUGCUGUCAACUCCGUGUGCAUCCUUGGCCAGUUCGCACGCCCUGCUCGAGGGUAUAUGACCCAUCUGCACCGCGUUGAGACGGCUGCUGCACCCCUGUAUGCAAUCAGCACUCUGCCCAACGUGCUGCACCUUGUCGAAGGUACAAUGCUCAAGUGCACGAUUCAUGUCGAAGAAGCGAUAGUGGACGUUGCUUCGAUCGAUGGCAGCGUCGUCAUUGCAGGAGACGUCGGCAGCAUCUGGCAAGUCCCGUUGCCACGUUUCAGUGGCGCCAAGCCAAUUACGAUUGCAUUGUCCAGUCGCGAUGACGAAGGUAAAGUCGACACCGAUGCACUAGCUGCGUAUGGACAGACGCGUCAUGUGCGAGCAAACCGCAAGCGACCACUUGAUGCGCCACACGAGAAAGGUCAGCAUGGCCCCGUUCAUUGCGUUCCGGGUACUCGAAGCAUUUCUUGUUUGGUGGAGAGCGGUCUAUCGGUGGUCUUUGCGUUGAGUGUGCUGGUGCCCACGACUGCGCUGUCACUGCCACGCAAAAAUGAGGUUGAACGCCGCGAGUACGACGCCCUCGAUGGCGAAAUGGCGACUUGCAUGCUGUUGGUUUCAAAUGCAGGGAACAAAGCGGGGCAUCUCAAUGAGAUGAGUGGAGACAGAACGAGUGUCGCUGUGCUGCUCUUCCAAGGAGACAGGGAUGGCCAAGUACGCGUGGUUGCCCUGGACUCGAAAAUGACCGUCGUAUCCCAGCCAUCGACAUUUUGGUGCUUCAAAAACCAGCGAGUCUACCGUUUGUUUGGUGUGUCAUGGAGUUCUCUCGAUGCCGUCGACGCGAUUGCAAUCGUUGGUACUCAGGGACGCCUCGUGGUUGUCGGCUCCCACAAGCAGAUCAAGUGGGACGUCCAGCUCCAUUCGCCCAUUGACUGGAUCGAGUACGAUCGCGCGUCCAAGCAGUUUGUGUACAUUGUCCAUGGGCGAUGCUACAGACGCUCCCUGACUUCUCCGUCAACCGCCUGCGUUCCGCUCGGCCACAUUCCCCACGGUGUAGCAAAAGUUGCGCUGGGCUCCGAUCGGAAUGAAUUGUACGUGUUGCAAAGGUCGGGGAGAGUGUUUUCCACGUGCAUUCAACCCCACGAAGGGGAGACCCCGUUUAAAAGAGGCACUGAAAGUGCGCUGAAGGCUGAAGUGGCCAAGAUUACACAGGCCGAGUUCGACAUGCAUGCGUCGGGACAGAAUUCCUCGGCGUUAAGCAAAGCCAUUGACAAAGCAAACUCGACGAGAAAGUUCCUGCGGCUCUGUCAGGUCAAAGGCAUCCGCACGAUCAUGUCAUGCAAAGUUUCGGUGACGAGCAUGGGUCGAGAUGGCCGGACGCCUUGUGGGCGGCCCCCUGUGCUGGAGAUCUCGAUCCAAGUGGACAGAACAGCAGCUCCGGCGCUUCGGCUCACAGACUGGCGUGUGCUGGUGGUGCUGCGGGAACCCACGACGAAGACGACUCAUCAAUUCACGUACGUGUGGCCCGCGCUCGAUGUCACGUUUGUGAAAGCAAUCGCCGUCGAGCCAUUCAAGAUGUUUUGCUCUGGCGUGUCCAAUCUGAAGGUGCAGUGCUACCUGGUGCACGACGAUCGGCCCUUACCCUUUCACUUUACUCUGCUGGCAACGUCCUUGAACGCUUUGACAAUGGACGACGGCGCAUUUACAGCUCAAAACUCGCCCGGUCACAUGACCAAGUGGUACACUCCCACUCACGACGGCCAGGCGCAGUGGUGGAUGUGCUACGACGAGUACCGCCAUGCAUUUCUUGGCGCUUCUGCCGGAACAACUCCACUUCCACCGACCUCGAUGAACCUAGCCAUCUUGCCGGGGCCGUCUACACCCCCCCAACCAACCCUAUUGCGUGCGUUAUCUGCGCUGCAUGCCAACGACUCUUCGUCUUUAAAAUGUGCCUUGAACGACUUGACGAUCAAGCGAGUUGAUCGAGCUCGUGCUUUGGAUGCUCUGCACGUCUCCCUGUAUGUGGUGGAUUCCUCGAGCUUAGCUGCGAUCCGUGGGAGCUUCAUCGCGGCCGCAUUGGGGUCGCAAGAAGAUGGCACGUGUAUUGGUCUGUCAAGUCCCGUCCCGAAUGCCAGAGAACUCUUCCCUGGCGUAUCAGCGUUGGGUGCGACGUGGGUAUCGCUACGGGAGGCCCUUCUUCCAUCGUUCGAUUUCGACGGGACGUCGCAAAAGGAGAUUCUGUGGCUCGUGGGACAAGUUCUCCGCCUGGAGCACGACUUGUCGACGCUGUAUUGGUCAUCCCGAAAGGUUGACCAUUGAGUUCGCCAUGGGUACCUGCACAAGUUAAAAAUGUGUCGUCGUUCGACUCGCAAAUAUUUCUCCCAACUCCCGUGCCACCCCGUUCGUCAACAUGGACGAGUCCAGCACUCUAGGGCGAAACCCAACCAGCUCAUGUGAUCAAAAGCCUCCACGUCGACGAGCCCUCGUUAUCGUGUUACGAUGCGGUCGGUG